AUGUUCAGCACUUUCCCAUUGAGAAAACUACCGUUUGUCGCAUUGAAACAUGUGAUUAAAGUCAUGGAGAUUGACGAAAUAGUAAAAAUUGCGGUUACCUCGAAAUAUAUGGAAUCCAUUGUGAAAUUCUGUUGUAUUCGAAUUGGAGGGACUAUAGUUAGUUUCCACGGGGAAUACUCGUAUAUUAGUUUGUAUUACCCGGUAAUGUUACUUUUCUUUUGUUCCAAGCAGCUUUUCGAGCAUCCCAGUAGACCAAAAGUGACAAAACAGGAUUUGAAACCUUGGCUCUCCGACACAUCCACAAUUUUGGAAAAUACACGUCAACUAUUCACUCGGAUUCACAAAUUGUUCCAAUGUGGCCCGUACAGAUUGAUGAUUAACUCGUCCACUAAAAAUAUCAAGAAAAUUCUGGAAACUCCAGAGUUUCGAAACUUUAAAGCUUUGGUCUUGUAUGGGGGACAUUUUAAGAAGGAGCAGCUGGAUAAAGUGAUGGAAUUCGAGAUAGAUGAUCAAGAUUUGCGUAUAAUUAGGGGUGUAAUCCCAGAAGAUUAUUAUCAUCCAAAUCUGUUCAAGUACACUGCUGUCCAUUACUGCGAUGCUCGUUGGAUCCGUCUGGAACAUCUUCUUUCGAUUAAAAACAACUUUGAGAUCAAACUCGGAAAGAACAAUUUAACCAUUCCUGACAUCAACACAUUUCUUCAUCACUGGAUGACUUCGGAAUAUGAACCAUUCAAAUUUAUAAGCAUAGAUAUUGACAAAGAAUCAUCAAUUCCUCUCGAUGUUUUGUUUCGCGGGAUUACUGUAUUGAGAGGGUAUCGGUUUGGAACAUGGCGCAGACUAAUCUCAGUCAAAUCACCUAUGACUCGAAGUCUGCAAAUAAUGAGUAUAGUUUGGACAGAUUCGCGUAUUGACAUGAGUACCUGGUCUAUUCAUGAACGUCCCAAACAAGGGGGUCGUGAUGAUGAACCGUAUGUUCCAGAGUUCAAAGUUUUACAAUUGCUGAAACAGAGAAGAGUUUUGAAUUUGAAAUUGAAGAGAGUGGAAGAAUUUUCUCCAGAAAAACAGGAACUCAUAAAAAAGAUUGAUGACAGAAACAAUCAACUUCAAUUGAGAGGAGUGGAAUUUAAUAACGGCUGGCCUGUUCUACGCGGUGUUGAUGCAUCAGUCAGAGUGCUGGCCUGA
Molecule: messenger RNA, 1182 nt
Organism: Caenorhabditis remanei
Lineage: Eukaryota; Metazoa; Nematoda; Chromadorea; Rhabditida; Rhabditidae
Exons: 5
Coding region: 1-1182 (393 amino acids)
Biological process (GO): embryo development
Molecular function (GO): protein binding
Source: RefSeq, a predicted model, not a curated record